Molecule: messenger RNA, 4448 nt
Organism: Helicoverpa armigera (cotton bollworm)
Lineage: Eukaryota; Metazoa; Arthropoda; Insecta; Lepidoptera; Noctuidae
Product: beta-3 adrenergic receptor
Exons: 4
Coding region: 339-1796 (485 amino acids)
Biological process (GO): G protein-coupled receptor signaling pathway
Cellular component (GO): membrane
Molecular function (GO): G protein-coupled receptor activity
Source: RefSeq, a predicted model, not a curated record
GUUCGGUGUAGUCGCUCUCGGCGGUUCUCAGUGGGCGGUCGUGCCGCCCGCCCAGUCGCGCCGUACUUUCGCGCGAGUCUCACUAACGAAAUCACAAAUAAAAAGUUUCGACCAGCUCAUUGAAUCGUGAACUAAACUGUGUUAAGUGUCACUCUGUGUAUUAAGGUGGAGUUUGCUGGAUUUUCUCAGUUUUCCUUUUUAAGAUCAUCCCAAGUGAGAUGCCAUGGAACGCGGCUUCAGCAGUGAGGUGACGUCAUCACCCAGGAUGGAGCAGCGCACCUUCGACGGCACAGCAUGGGACGGCUAGGCUGAACUGACGGGACAGAUACCCUCGACUCAUGGAGGUGAACGGGACGGAAGCGCGGGCCGAGGAGGCCGUGGCGCUCGCGCUUAGCGUCGCCGUCACCGUUGUCUCCGCCAUAGGAUUGCUGCUGAACGCCUAUAUAUUGUUCAUCAUUAUUAUUACUAAACAGCCGGCAUCAGCAUCUUCAGUAUUGCUGGUACACCUGGGCGCGGUGGGAGCGCUCGCCAGCGGCGCCGCGCUGUGUGGCGGCGGCGGCGCGUGCGCCUGCAGUGCCUUGCUGCACGCGCUGCACCCGCUGCAGCUGUGGACCGUUUGCGGCCUGCAUGCCGACCGCGCGGCCGCCAUUGCCGCACCGCUACAUUAUGCCGCUAUUGUGUCUGCCAAGAAGGUAAUGAUUUGCGUGGCGGGUGGCUGGGUGGCUACGGCAGCUCUUCUGGUCCCGUUAGCUGCAUCACAGCCGCCCCUGGCCUACAGUGCUGGGCUGGGCAAUUGUGCACCCGACUGUGGCGCCGGGCCGGCUGCGCUCGGAUUCUGCCUCGUGUACGCGUCGCUCACUCUGCUGCUGCCCGCAGCUCUCGUUCUUCUCUGCAGCCUGAAGAUCCUACGCAUAGCUCGUUACCAUCGACAUAGGAUCGCGGCGGCUAUCUACGAAGUGACACUAUCAGCGCAAGUGACAGUCACACACCAAAGAAAUCCUUUCUCCCCUCCACCACCACCACGCCGAAGAGCUCUGUCGGCAGUUCUCCAGCCACUCGGUUCGCUGGCUAUUUUGUACUUUCCAUAUUAUUGCGUAUUGAUAUGGCCUGCUGUGGCUGUGCCGCCGCAGCCAAUAGCCGCUCUUUCAGCGGCUUUGCUAGCGGCUGCACCACCAGUUAACGGUAUUUUAUAUGGUAUAAGAAGUCGAGCGUUACGCGAUUCUCUUCGUAAUUAUAGAAGGAAACGAAUGACUAAAAGCGAAGUUACACAAGAAAUACAAGCAAGGACUCCUAGCGCGUGUGGAUCUCGUAGACCUUCUUUAUCCGCGGGGUCAGGAUGCAUACGACCGCCAACAACUAGGAGGUUAUCUGACGCGGCAGCGAUGGGGUCGCGAGGGUCCGAGCGGCCUGCUCAGCGGGCGGCGUCGUGCAAUAUGCUACAAGACUCACAGGAAGAAGAGACUCCACGGCCACGGACGUCGGCCAUCCCAAUCAUUCGCGCUCCGCCGCACGUGGUGCUGGGUCGUGCACUGGGGCUGGAGGAGAUGGGCGGCCGGGACCGGCGGCGGCGACAGUCCCCGCGUAUCACGGUGACGCGUGCCAUGUCUGACGAGAGCGAGUCGCCGACGCGGCGGCCGCUGUGCCGCCAGCAGUCGCGCUCGAGCGGCGCGCUGCUGGGCGGGCUGCCGUACUCGCCCGCCAUCUCCGAGCACGUGCACCUCGACAGCCACGCCGACGAACAGCUGCUGCUCACUUGGCCGCAGAACGGCACUCAUGACAAACACGACGCUUUAUAAAACGGGUAUUAAGCUUAGAGUAGUCGCUCAUGUAUGUGCGUAUAAAGACAAUAACUGUGUGUGUGUGGUUCGAAGUCAAAUGCUUCGGUGUUUUGAGAUGUUAUUUUUUAAUCGCUUCGUCCACCCGUGUCUCGACCUCCCCGGGCGGUGACCAAAUAUAUAAAGUUUCCUAUGACUAUUUACAACUGUAUCGUAGGCGUACGAUUUCUCCUACAGGGUUCCUCCAUAUCGUUAGCUUUACCUACUGAAGUAUUACUUUAGUGUAUCGUAAAGAUAAUUUCCGAAAUAUUCCAUAGGUUUAGUGAGAUAUGAGAUUUCGUUGUUUUAUUUUUUUAUGACCUGUUUUAUUUUUAAGAUUAAUGUCAAUAGUGCAACGCGUAGGAUCGAACUAGGUUUUUCUCCUGUGACGCAUCUUAACCGUUGGGCUGUUGUCAUUUUACUUGUAAAUUAAAUUAUUUUUAUUAAAAAAUAAAAAUUUAAGGAUUUAGUUACACACGUACAAACGAAGCCAAAUAUAUUUUUAUAGUCUGCUUACCUCCCUAGUUGAUUGAUUACAGUUUUAAAGCCAGUUAUUUAUAACAUCGUCAGCAUUUAUUUUUCGUCAAUGAGCCAGGUUCAUUGUACAUUUUCUGCCAACAUUGUGUACCUAGAUAAUAAAUAACGUAUAACUCAAUAUGAAUGGAAUAAUUGAAAUUAUAUAUUUAUUUAUAUAUAAAUAGUUGUUAGGUCCAGAUGCGUAAGUAAAGACCAAGGUCAGAGGCUUAUUAGUAGGUAUAUAGAUCGCAGUUGUUUGUCGAACGAUAGCUAGGUAUAUACAAAUAUAACUUGUGUAUAUAAAUGUCUUAGGAUGUACAACCUUGUGUGUUAUUUGGCCUAGUUCCAGAUGGGCCUAGGUUUGUUAAGUUGAGUGCACAUAGGUUUGUUAAGAGAUAGUUUACAUUGCAACGCUUUUACGCAUCGCAACCGUCCAAGUUGGGAACUCCUGUGACUUCAGUGUCACUACACGCUUACACAGAUUAGACCGAACUUCUGUUAGUUUAGCAGGGAAAGCAAUCUCUUACUUCACUCUCGCCCCAAGUAGCUUCAUCUGUACAGAUUUUGAUUAAAAAUUAGUUAAUCUUGUUGUUAGAUAAACUGUGGUUGACGUUCGAUUACGUUGCUUUUAAAAAACACCGGGUUAAAUUUUCAAAAAUAAGCCCUUGGUUUUUUAAUUGAAAAAUACGAGUACGUCUUCUCUGUUUAGUGUAAUCACAACUUUAUUGCGUACAAAAGAAGUACUAUUUUCUUUACCGACAUAGUUAAUGACUUACAUACGAUGAUAUUCACUAUUAUUUUGCCCAAUACUCGUUUGGCCCCCAGGGAUGUAUAAUAAGAAGGCGUUUCUACACAAAAUAUGGACCUAUUUUUUGGAUUAUACCUUUGUUUAUUUAUGCCAUCAGUAUAUACUAGAAUAUUUCGGCCUAUAUAGUUUCAUUUGCGCUAUUUUUAUAACUAUUUUAUGUACCUAUGACCUGAAACAUUUCAGGAUAAAAAGAUGUAUUUUUCUCCAGUCUUUGCGAAAAUUCAAAUAUCCAAUGUUUUGAUGAAACGUUCAAAUAUUCAGAUUUUUUCAGGUAAUUAUUAAUUUAUAUCUAACCUAGUCCACAGUACGCUUAUUGAAAGUUGAGGCCAAUAAAAAUGUUAUUAUUGAGCUAAGAAAAUAUUAUAUUUAUGUAUUUUUGAAAUGUUAUAAGUAUUUGAAAUCACUGUUGACCUUAUUCGUAAGUUGUAUAUUUCUAGUAAAUUGUAUAUUUGUCUAUGUACCUACAGUCGAAUGCUUCUUGUUCCGUUUAUUAAAUGGUGUUCUCGGAAAACCAUUUACAUACAUACCUAGUUUUUUAUUGAUUGUAAUGACUAUAUAAGAGUAUGGGCAACUUUUGUUUUUGGUAAACCAUAAAGUGUAUAUUUUUGAAAUAGCGUAUCUGAUGCCAUAUUACAAAGUAUAAAAUUAGCCAAAAUUUUGCAAAGCAAAUUAUGAAAAAUGUGUUAAUAUAUCUAGCCUGUAUUUAAUAGACAUUUGUAUAUGACGUCUAAGAUUUAUGUUUUAUUUGCUUAGGUAUAUCGUAUUUAUUACUCUACAUAAUAAAGGUACGUUUUAAAUUCUAGCUGCCGACUGUACCUAACAGCAAAUUGAUCCAAAACGUUUUCGUACCCAAACCCGUAUUGCAGCCGUGACCGAUUUUAUGCGGACCGCAGCUAGCCUUCAAAACGAACCUUAAAAUGUAUUCAUACCUACUCAUCCAUUAUCACAAAGCCAAAUAUUAGUUUAUUUUCAGGAAACCAAGUUUCCUCCACAGAUUGGAAGGAGAACAAAAAGUACGAAUCUAUUUUUCAAAAUAUUUAUUAAUUGUACCAUUGUUCAAGCUCCUCCAAAAGUAAUUUCAUAGUUUAUUAGUGGAUGGUGACAGCAUAUUGUUUUCGCAAUGUUUUCUUAGAAAAGUGAUGUAGACAUAGUGUAAAGAUAAAUUAUUUAUAAAGAAAAGAUUUAAAUGUCGUUGUUCGAUGAUAAAUGUUUAAUAUAAAGUAAAUACGAAUUGUUAUUCUAGUCAAUGAGCUGUUGUUUUAUGUCUGUGUUAAUUUUAAAUUAUGUAUUAGAGAUUAAUUAAAUAACAC